Messenger RNA from Pyricularia oryzae 70-15, 2551 nucleotides. Its product is annotated as digestive organ expansion factor. Gene Ontology annotation, biological process: maturation of SSU-rRNA from tricistronic rRNA transcript (SSU-rRNA, 5.8S rRNA, LSU-rRNA). NCBI's taxonomy places the organism in Eukaryota, Fungi, Ascomycota, Sordariomycetes, Magnaporthales, Pyriculariaceae. The transcript has 3 exons. Bases 213 to 2381 code for a protein of 722 amino acids. The record is from RefSeq and is a predicted model, not a curated record. Gene Ontology annotation, molecular function: U3 snoRNA binding; rRNA binding. Gene Ontology annotation, cellular component: small-subunit processome; nucleolus.
AGACGGGUGUCUUUUUAUCCAUGCAACUUUUUAUUUUUUAUAUUUCUUUUACUUUUUUAGAUUGACGUAUAAGCGGCUUAAGCGUGAGGCGGUCUUUCUCAGCGAACGUCCGACCUUCAUCACAUUUUCUUAUUUAAUCUUUUGUUUGUUUACCACUUCCCUCCCUCAAAAAAUAUUGUUCAUAUCACUCACAGCACAGCUUCAUCACCAGCAUGGGUCCACGCGGUCGUGGUGGCAGCCGGGGCGGUUCGUUCAGAGGUGGUGGUUCUCGCGGUAGGGGACGUGGUAGGGGUCGAGGAGGCGUUAAUCGCUUCGGGAAACGGCCAAGAUUCGACAGUGCCCGAGUUGAGGAUAAAGAGAAGGAAUCUGAAGAGGAGUCUCUCUCAGAGGCAGAAGAAGAUUCUGAAGUCCCAGAAUCGGAGAGCUCUGAUGAGAGUGUCGCAGAGGAGGCCCCAACUCGGCCAUAUAUGGCACUUUUGCGCAGUCUGUCCAAGGGAUCUGGCAUCAAACGACGAAAGCUAGAUCAUGAGCCAAACAACAGUGAAGAAUCGGGUGAAGACGACUCAAGCGAAAGCUCUGCCGAUGAGGAUGCGCCGGACGAUGUGUGUGGAGAUGUUGAUCUCGUCGAUGAGCCUGAGGAGGACCAUGAUGAAAUCAUGGAACAGGAGAGAUCUGACGACGAGGAUGAGAAAGAUCUCACAGACUCCUUCAACUCUCACUUUGCAAGUCCAGACGAAGUCGAGGUUGCUGAGAGGAUAAAAUCUAUCACGAAUCACGAAUGGGUUUCCAAGAGGCUUCCUUCGAAAUCGGCGAGGACAGUAUUGACGUUGCCAAAACAAAAGGAUGCAUCAGAUAAUGCGUCGGGCCCUGUGCCUGUCACAAAUCCGGCAACACUAAUUCUCAAGCCAAAACUCAAAGAAUCCAUCACGUCUCAACGGCCACAGCUCGAUGCAUCUGAGCAGGCUUUGGCUGCGCCACUCUUCCAGUAUUACGACACACUCUACUGUCAACGGACCGUGGCUAACGGGCACAACCUCAGACGGCUAGUCUGUCUUCAUGCCUUGAACCAUAUUUUCAAAACUCGAGACCGUGUCAUCAAAAACAGCGCAAAGCUCGCCAAAGAGAGUGCAGACCCAGAUCUCGAAUUCCGGGAUCAAGGGUUCACGCGACCCAAGGUUCUCAUGCUGCUUCCGACACGGAAUUCGUGCGCAAAGAUGAUAGAGAUGAUGUGUUCUCUCACGGAAACAGACCAACAGGAGAACAGAAAACGCUUCGACGACUCCUACGUAACAAGGGAGAAGCAAAAAUUCUCCAACGACAAACCCACAGACUUCAGGGACCUUUUUGAGGGCAACGCCGACGAUAUGUUCCGUCUUGGGGUCAAGUUCACCCGAAAGACGAUCAAAUUCUUCUCACAAUUUUACAACUCGGACAUCCUUUUGGCUAGCCCCCUCGGCCUUAGGAUGGCCAUGGGUUCAACAGAAGAGAAAAAUCUGGACCAUGACUUCCUUAGCUCCAUCGAGAUUGUCAUCAUGGACCAGGCUGAUGCUAUCCUAAUGCAGAACUGGGAGCACGUCGAACACAUCUUCGAGCACCUGAACCGGCAGCCCAAAGAAGCCCAUGGUGCAGACUUCAGCCGCAUUCGCAGUUGGUAUUUGGAUGGCCAGUCCAAGAACUAUAGGCAGACGGUGAUACUGUCAAGCUUUAAUAAUCCAGACCUCUCCGAGGUGAUGCGGGUUCAUUGUCACAACUGGCAGGGAAAGAUUAGGAUACAACCAGACUACCAGGGCGUCAUCCAGCAGCUGGGUGUCAAGGUGAAGCAAACCUUCUCGCGCUUUGACGCCCAGACCAUCAUCGCGGACCCAGACGCGCGUUUCGAGUACUUUAUCAAGGCAGUUGUCCCAUCCCUGACUAAGCGGGUGAAGGACAGCUGCGGCACUUUGGUGUUCAUCCCCUCUUACAUGGACUUCGUACGUGUGCGUAACUGGUUUGCAACAUCGCCAGCCGCACAAAGUCUUUCCUUUGGUGUCAUCUCGGAGCACACGGAAGUGUCAGAGACGUCAAGGGCAAGAUCGCACUUUGUGACCGGCAGGCAGAAGGUUCUACUGUACACGGAACGUUGCCACCACUUCUGGCGCCACCAGCUACGGGGAGUCCGGAGGGUGAUCUUCUACGGGCUGCCUGACAACCCUGUAUUCUACAAGGAGAUCGCUGGCGGGUGUCUCGGCAGGAGUGAACAGGAUAUGACCCUGGAGCCCGGGGAGGGAAGUGUCAGAGCCAUGUUCUCUAAAUACGACGUUAUGAAGCUGGAACGGGUCGUUGGAACACCAAGAGUGGGCAAAAUGCUACAUGAGAAGGGGGAUACGUUUGAUUUUGUCUAGGGUCAAGAUACAAGCCGCACGAAGGUGCUACAACCAGACGAAUAUCAAAAUAGCCGAUGUUGUAUUGAUAACAUGCCUGGUAUUUUUUCUCCAAGGGCUUCUAGAUUGCAGUAGUACAGCUAUGUAAUGUACAGGCUCCCCCUAGGCUAGGUUGGGGGGGGGGGGGGUGU